AUGGACACGCUCGCCUUCGAGGACAUCGCGCCCGCCGUGGACACGUUCUGCCCGCCCGCGCCGCCCGACGACGCCAACCUCGAGGCCGCCUCCGAGCAGCUCGGCGACCUGGGCCUCGACGACGAGCCCGCGCCCGCCUGGGCCUGCAAGUACUGCGGCAUCCGCGACCCGAGCGCCGUCGUGCGCUGCGUCGAGAGCGACAAGUGGUUCUGCAACAGCACGGGCGGCACGUCCGGGUCGCACAUCGUCCAGCAUUUGGUGCGCGCGAAGCACAACCAGGUCUGCCUCCACAAGGACUCGCCGCUGGGGGAGACGGUGCUGGAGUGCUACAACUGCGGCUGCCGCAACGUCUUCCUGAUCGGGUUCGUGCCCGCGAAGACGGAGAGCGUCGUCGUGCUGCUGUGCCGCGUGUGCGUCGAGACGGUGCCCGCCUUAAAGUCCAUGGACUGGGACCUCGACGAAUGGCUGCCGCUGAUCGCCGACCGGCGGUUCCUGCCGUGGCUCGUGCGGGAGCCCGAGGAGGACGCGCAGCGGCGCGCGCGCGCGCCGUCGGCGGCGCGGAUCCGCGCGAUCGAGGAACUCUGGGCGCGCGCGCCCGACGCGGACUUUGGGGACCUCGACGCGCCGGGCGCGCUGCCCGAGGACGACGCGCAGCCCGUCCUGCUGACGUACCAGGACGGCUACCACUACCAGAAUGUGCUCGCGCCGCUCGUCAAACUCGAGGCGGACCACGACCGCCGCGUGCGCGAGGCCCAGGCGCGCGAGGACGUGUCCGUGCGCUGGGACCGGGGCCUCUCGAAGCGCCACAUCGCCAUCUUUUCGUUGGCGCGGGGCAACUCCUACGCGUCCUACGAGUCCAACGAGCUCCGUUUGGCCGUCGGCGACGAGCUCAAGAUCCGCCUCAACUCCGGCGGCGCGCGCCAGCACGGCAAGCCCUGGGAGGCGUCGGGCCACGUCCUGCGCCUCGCCGACGGCGAGAUCGCGCUGGAGCUGCGGACGUCCAAUGCCCCCACGGAGGUCACGGAGUGCGGCUUCGUCGUCGAUUUCGUGUGGAAGGGCACGUCCUACGACCGCAUGCAGAACGCGUUGAAGAAUUUGGCCGUCGACGACACGUCGCUGAGCGGCUACCUCUACCACCGGCUCCUGGGCCACGACGUCGAGCCCCAGGUGUUGAAGGGCGGCGCGGCGGCGUCGAGCAGCCGCCGCGCGGGCGUUCCCGGCCUGCCGGACCUGAACCACUCCCAGGCCGCGGCCGUGCGCUCCGUCGUGACGCAGCCGCUGUCGCUGAUCCAGGGGCCGCCGGGCACGGGCAAGACCGUGACGUCCGCGGCGAUCGUCUGGCACUUGGCGAAGCAGGGCAUGGGGCAGGUCCUCGUGACGGCGCCGUCGAACAUCGCCGUGGACCAGCUCACGGAGAAGAUCCACGCGACGGGCCUCAAGGUCGUGCGUUUGUGCGCCAAGUCCCGCGAGGCCAUCUCGACGUCCGUCGACCAUUUGACGCUGCACACGAUGCUGCGCGACAUCGACACGCCGGAGAUCGCGGAGCUGCGGAAGCUCAUGCGGCUCAAGGAGGACCAGGGCGAGCUCGCGCCGGCGGACGAGAAGCAGUUCCGCAAGCUGCGGGCGAACACGGAGCGCGUGCUGUUGAAGGCCGCGGACGUCAUCUGCACGACGUGCGCCUGCGCCGGAGACCCGCGGCUCGGCGGCUCGCGGUUCCGCCAGGUGCUCAUCGACGAGGCGACGCAGGCGACGGAGCCCGAGAGUCUCAUCCCCAUCGUCCUCGGCGCGAAGCAGCUCGUGCUCGUCGGCGACCACCAGCAGCUCGGGCCCGUGAUCAUGUGCAAGGGCGCGGCCAAGGCCGGCCUCACGCAGUCGCUCUACGAGCGCUUGGUCGCCCUGGGCAUCCGGCCCAUCCGGCUCCAGGUCCAGUACCGGAGCCACCCCUGCCUCUCCGAGUUCCCCAGCGCCAUGUUCUACGAGGGCACGCUCCAGAACGGCGUCUCCGAGGGCGAGCGGGACCUCGAGGGCGAACCCCGCUUCCCCUGGCCGAACCCGGAGGCGCCCAUGAUGUUCUACGUCUGCGCGGGCGCCGAGGAGAUGUCCGCGUCCGGCACGUCGUUCCUGAACCGGUCCGAGGCCGCGUCGAUCGAGCGGCUCGUGACGCACUACCUCAAGCUGGGCCUCGACCCGGACCAGAUCGGCGUCAUCACGCCCUACGAGGGGCAAAGAGCGUACGUCGUGCACCACAUGGCGUCCGCCGGCGCGCUGCGCGCCGACGUCUACGAGCGCGUGGAGGUCGCGUCCGUCGACUCGUUCCAGGGCCGCGAGAAGGACGUGAUCAUCCUGAGCUGCGUGCGGUCCAACGAGCACCAGGGCAUCGGCUUCCUCAACGACCCGCGGCGGUUGAACGUGGCGCUGACGCGGGCCAAGUACGGGUUGGUGAUUUUAGGGGCCGCGCGCGUCUUGGCGCAGGACGCGCUCUGGCACGAGCUCCUGACGCACUUCAAGAAGCUCGGCUGCGUCGCCGAGGGGCCCCUGGGCAACCUGAAGGUUUCUUCGCUCGCCCUGCCCAAGCCCCGGCGCGGCGGCGCGGGCGCGGAGCACCGGCUCCGGCGCACGGCGCUCGCGGGCCGCGGCGGCGCCGAGGGCCACUUUGCGCGCGCCGCGCGCGACCACGACCGGUCCCACUGGGACGGGCGCCUCGACCCGGACUACGACCGGAGCCGCGUGCGCCGCCGCGACGUCGACGCCCACGGCCACCCCCUCGACUACGGCGGGCCCCGCGGCGGCCACCACGACGGCUACUACGGCGCCGCGCCGCCGUCGGACUACGCCGCGCCGUCCUUUGGGAGCCAGAGCCAGGGCGCCCACGACUACGGGCUCACCCAGUCCCAGUCCAUGCACCCGGGCAGCCAGAGCCAGUACGGCUCCCAGUCCCAGUACGCGUCCCAGGCCUACGGCACGCAGCCCGGCUACUCGCAGAACUACUCGCAGUCGCAGGGCGGCCCGGGCUACUCGCAGAACUACUCGCAGUCCCAGGGCUACUCGCAGCAGGACGAGAACUACCUGCCGCCCUACUAG
Aureococcus anophagefferens is the source of this 3081-nucleotide messenger RNA. RefSeq lists its product as hypothetical. NCBI's taxonomy places the organism in Eukaryota, Pelagophyceae, Pelagomonadales, Pelagomonadaceae. Bases 1 to 3081 code for a protein of 1026 amino acids. Gene Ontology annotation, biological process: nuclear-transcribed mRNA catabolic process, nonsense-mediated decay. The transcript has 2 exons. Gene Ontology annotation, cellular component: cytoplasm. The record is from RefSeq and is a predicted model, not a curated record. Gene Ontology annotation, molecular function: ATP binding; RNA binding; RNA helicase activity.